GUGCAGUAAAUCUGCGCUGCGGCAGUCUUGCGCAGAGCAGAGCGGCCCCUGGAGAUGCCUGGCUCCUCGGCCUGAGGAGCGGUCAGCGACGCGAUGGAGCGAGCAAGGGAUCGCUUACACCUGAGACGAACUACAGAACAGCACGUGCCAGAAGUGGAAGUCCAAGUCAAACGUAGAAGGACAGCCUCACUGAGCAAUCAAGAGUGUCAUUUGUACCCAAGGCGUUCUCAGCAGCAACAAGUACCUGUGGUGGAUUUUCAGGCGGAACUGAGACAGGCCUUCUUAGCUGAGACACCAAGAGGUGGUUAAAGCAAUACUGGAACAUCAAGCUAGCUGAUUUCAAGAGAAACAAACAAACAAAAAACCAGGCUCUGUCUACUAUUUAUGAAGCUUCUGCCCAGCUUGCAUUGUUUAUAAGAGAACCUUCAUCWUACCUUUAUCUGUACCAAGCCUUCCCUUAGGUAUUAAGGAUCCCCAGAUUUUAUUUUUGACAUCGGCUUUGGUGGAACAGCAAUCAUGACUGUGGGCAAGAGUAGCAAGAUGCUGCAGCACAUUGACUAUAGAAUGAGAUGUAUCUUGCAAGAUGGCCGAAUCUUCAUUGGCACCUUUAAGGCUUUUGACAAGCAUAUGAAUUUGAUCCUCUGUGAUUGUGAUGAGUUCAGGAAAAUCAAGCCAAAGAAUGCAAAGCAGCCAGAGCGUGAAGAAAAGCGGGUUUUAGGUCUGGUGUUGCUGCGUGGGGAGAACUUGGUAUCCAUGACUGUGGAGGG
This is a messenger RNA of Urocitellus parryii (Arctic ground squirrel), 767 nucleotides long. It is a transcript of the gene Snurf, whose product is annotated as SNRPN upstream open reading frame. The record is from RefSeq and is a predicted model, not a curated record. NCBI's taxonomy places the organism in Eukaryota, Metazoa, Chordata, Mammalia, Rodentia, Sciuridae. Gene Ontology annotation, cellular component: nuclear speck.